UAGCUUGCUUACUUAGCUGAGUUGAGUAAAAGGGUUGAUGGAUUUUAUAGUGAAGGUUGAAGAAUCGAGGCCGGCGGCCGACGGGAGGCCAUCCGCGGGGCCUGUGUACAGGAGCAUUUAUGCUAAAGAUGGGCUCAUGGAGUUGCCGGAGGGGUUGGAGUCUCCAUGGCAGUUUCUCAGCGACUCUGCGAAGAAGUAUCCAAACAAUCCAAUGCUUGGUCGGCGUCAAGUCAAAGAAACAAAGGUGGGUCCCUAUGUAUGGCUUACAUAUCAAGAGGUUCAUGAUGCAGCCCUUCGAAUGGGUUCAGCCAUCAGGAGUCGCGGUGUCAAUCCUGGAGAUCGUUGUGGUAUCUUUGGAUCAAACUGCCCCCAGUGGCUUACUGCAAUGGAGGCCUGUAACAGCCAUGCCAUAACUUAUGUUCCGUUGUAUGACACCCUUGGUGCUAAUGCAGUUGAAUUCAUCAUCAAUCAUGCUGAAGUUUCCAUAGCUUUUGUUCAAGAGAACAAGAUCUCUGCUAUUCUGUCAUGCCUUCCAAAUUGCUCUACGCAUUUAAAAACAAUUGUCAGCUUUGCAAAUAUUUCUAGCACUCAAAAGGAGGAAGCUGAAGGACUGGGGGUAUCUUGUUUCUCUUGGGAGGAAUUCUCUCAGUUGGGAAAUUUAGAUUGUGAACUACCUCCAAAACAGAGGACUGACAUUUGCACUAUAAUGUACACAAGUGGAACAACUGGAGAACCAAAAGGUGUUAUUAUUACUAAUGGAGCAAUUAUGGCAGAAGUAUUGUCUGUGGAGCAAAUACUUUUUCUAACAGAUAAAGUGUGUACAGAAGGAGAUUCGUAUUUUUCCUUUCUUCCUUUGGCCCAUAUAUAUGAUCAAAUUAUGGAGAGCUAUUGCAUCUACAAGGGUUCCUCUAUAGGCUUCUGGCGAGGAGAUAUCAGAUUUCUAAUGGAGGACCUUCAGGAACUAAGGCCUACUAUGUUUUGCGGGGUCCCUAGAGUGUAUGAUCGCAUAUACACUGGUAUUGCUAAUAAAGUUUCAUCUAGUGGUGCGUUGAGGAAGACGCUCUUCCAAUAUGCUUAUAACUACAAGUUGGCAAAUCUGGAGAAGGGUCUGCCACAAGAAAACGCAGCACCUCUCUUCGACAAGCUUGUCUUUGAUAAGAUGAAACAAGCACUAGGGGGACGAGUUCGUAUACUGUUGUCUGGUGCUGCACCUUUGCCUAGGCAUGUGGAGGAAUUUUUUAGGGUCACCGCCUGCAGUACUUUGUCACAAGGAUAUGGCCUCACUGAAAGCUGUGGUGGAAGUCUUACGUCUAUUGGCAAUGUUUUUCCUAUGAUGGGAACUGUGGGUGUCCCCAUGACAACUAUUGAAACAAGGCUUGAGUCAGUGCCAGAAAUGGGAUAUGAUGCACUUUCCAGUGUGCCACGUGGAGAGAUUUGCCUGAGAGGAAAAUCCUUGUUUUCUGGUUACCACAAGCGACAAGAUCUGACAGAGGAAGUCCUUAUUGAUGGGUGGUUUCAUACUGGUGACAUUGGAGAAUUGCAGCCUAAUGGAGCAAUGAAAAUUAUAGAUAGGAAAAAGAAUAUAUUUAAACUGUCUCAAGGUGAAUAUGUUGCCGUGGAAAACAUUGAAAGCAAAUACCUGCAAUGCCCUCUUAUCACAUCGAUUUGGGUUUAUGGGAACAGCUUUGAGUCGUUUCUUGUUGCUGUGGUGGUCCCUGACAGAAAGGCAUUGGAGGAUUGGGCAGCAGAGCAUCAUUUGACAGAUGAUUUUAAAUCAUUAUGUCAAAACCUGAAGGCCAGAAAGUACAUUUUGGAUGAGCUCAAUAGUGUUGGUCAGAAGCAGCAACUACGAGGUUUUGAGCUGUUAAAAGCAGUCCACUUGGAACCAAAUCCCUUUGACAUGGAGAGGGAUCUUAUAACUCCAACAUUCAAACUGAAGAGAACACACCUACUUAAAUAUUACAAGGACCGUAUUGAUAAACUGUACAGUGAAGCAAAGGAAGCAAGGGUAUGACAGCAAUGUUGAAAGCCGGAAGCUACUAGAGAAAACCUUUUUACCACAAUUUCCCAAAGAUGUGAUUGCUGAUAGUGGGCAGGUGCUACCCACAAGGGCUCUGGAUUCGGAUCCCUGUGAGUCCGUCUUAAGUUAGUUUGUGUAUAAAUAAAGAUAAUAUGAAAAGUUCUCUCAGUUAUUUGUGCUUGCAAGUACACCCACAGAAUUGCUUUAUUCAUUCAUUCUUUCAGAAUGAAUGUCAGAUAUCAUAUUUGACAAGAAAUGUUUUGCUUCCCAAACCAUUUUUAUGGAAGUUAAAGACGAUAAAGAAUUAAUGGCUACUUUACUUCUGAUCUCA
Molecule: messenger RNA, 2351 nt
Organism: Prunus dulcis (almond)
Lineage: Eukaryota; Viridiplantae; Streptophyta; Magnoliopsida; Rosales; Rosaceae
Product: long chain acyl-CoA synthetase 2
Exons: 19
Coding region: 38-2014 (658 amino acids)
Biological process (GO): fatty acid metabolic process; cutin biosynthetic process; wax biosynthetic process
Cellular component (GO): endoplasmic reticulum; membrane
Molecular function (GO): long-chain fatty acid-CoA ligase activity
Source: RefSeq, a predicted model, not a curated record